Saxophila tyrrhenica is the source of this 1671-nucleotide messenger RNA. RefSeq lists its product as uncharacterized. Bases 1 to 1671 code for a protein of 556 amino acids. The transcript is spliced from 3 exons. The record is from RefSeq and is a predicted model, not a curated record. Gene Ontology annotation, molecular function: CoA-ligase activity. Lineage: Eukaryota; Fungi; Ascomycota; Dothideomycetes; Mycosphaerellales; Extremaceae.
AUGCCCUUCAAAAGUCGCGCGGCCGAUAUCUUUCUUCCCCGCGAUAUAACGACCUACCAAUGGCUCUUCGAGCACCCAACGUACAGCCCACUCCACCGCUUCCCUUCCAACGAACUCGGCGGCUAUCACAACGCUAUCACGAAGGAAACCCUCUCCUGGCAACAAGUUAAAGAGGCCGCUACCCACCUCUCCACCGCCCUUGUCCGGAACUAUGGCCUCAAACCCACUGAGACCGUCUCGCUCUUCUCGCAGAACACGAUAUACUACCCUGUCGCUAUGCACGCCACCCUACGAGUAGGGGGGAAAGUGAGCGGUGCAAGUCCGGCGUAUAAUGUAGAAGAGAUGACCUACGCACUACAAAAGGCGGAUGCGAAGUUUCUCAUGACACAUCCGGACUCCAUGGGCGUGGCUAUCGAAGCUGCGGAGAAGGCAGGUUUGAAGAAGGAGAAUGUCUUCAUGUUGGAGGGUGAGAUGAAAGGAUAUAAGAACGUGAAGGACUUGAUAGAGGAGGGCAAGAAGCUGCAGGAGGUGCCGGUAUGGACGAUUCCGAAGGGCAAGACCAAUGGUGAUGUGUGUGGGUUCUUGAGCUUUAGUUCGGGGACGACUGGGUUGCCGAAGGCUGUCAUGAUAUCGCACCAGAAUGUGAUCGCCCAAUGCCUCCAGGUCCAGCAGAUAACGCCUUCAGACCUCACCCGGAUCCUGGCAGUACUACCAUCCUUCCACAUCACGGGCCUCGUCCACGCCCUGCAUCUCCCUGUCCUCCUCAACGCCACCGUGGUGAUGCUCCCAGCCUUUACGAUGAAAGCCAUGCUCGACACCGUGGUCGAAUACCAGCUCAAAGAACUCCUCCUCGUCCCUCCAAUCUUGAUCAGGAUGGUCCGAGAUCCGAUCGUGGAUAACUACGACCUCAGCUUCCUCCGACGAUUUUCUUCUGGUGCAGCGCCGUUGAGUGAGGAGAUCAUCCAGCUGUUAAAGAAGAAGUUCCCGCAAACAGGCUUUAAGCAGGGCUACGGCAUGACAGAGUCUUGUUCAUGUAUCACCGCGCAUCCGCCUAGUCAUUACGACUACAAGUAUGCGCACUCUGUUGGGACGAUAGUGUCGAGUACGACGGUUAAGAUCGUGAAGGAGGACGGCACAGAGGGUGGGAUUGGCGAGCCAGGUGAAAUCUUCGCGAAGGGGCCGCAGAUCGUGAUGGGGUAUCUAAACAACGAGCAAGCCACGAAGGACACCUUCGAUGCGGACGGCUUCCUGCACACCGGCGACCAGGGCAGUAUCGACGAAGAAGGCGUGAUCACGAUCCUAGACCGGAUCAAGGAGAUGAUCAAGGUCAAGGGCAUCGGUGUCGCGCCCGCGGAGCUCGAAGACCUCCUGCUCGGUCAUGAGAAGGUGGAAGAUGUAGCCGUGCUCGGGAUCCAGGACGAGUGGGCCGGGGAGGUGCCCAAGGCCUACAUCGUGCCUCAGUCGGGGUACGAGGGUAACCAGGCGCUCGGGCGGGAGUUGAUUGCGUAUGUGAGGGAGAAGAAGGUGAGGUAUAAGGCGGUCAAGGAGAUUGAGUUUGCGACGGAGAUCCCGAAGAGUGCGAGUGGGAAGAUUUUGCGGAGGGUGUUGAGGGAUCAGUCGAGGAAGGGGGCGACGGGUGUGGUGGUGAGGGAGGAGCGGGCGAAUCUGUAG